Gopherus evgoodei (Goodes thornscrub tortoise) is the source of this 939-nucleotide messenger RNA. Its product is annotated as putative olfactory receptor 52P1. The transcript has a single exon. Gene Ontology annotation, biological process: G protein-coupled receptor signaling pathway. Gene Ontology annotation, molecular function: olfactory receptor activity; G protein-coupled receptor activity. NCBI's taxonomy places the organism in Eukaryota, Metazoa, Chordata, Testudines, Testudinidae. Gene Ontology annotation, cellular component: membrane. The record is from RefSeq and is a predicted model, not a curated record. Bases 1 to 939 code for a protein of 312 amino acids.
AUGGCAGCUUUCAAUCUCACCCCCUCUGACCCUUCAACAUUCAUCCUAAUGGGCACCCCUGGCAUGGAAGCUGCCCACUUCUGGAUUUCCAUCCCUUUCUCUAUGGUCUACAUUAUCGGCCUGUUGGGAAAUGUCAUGGUUCUGUUUGUCAUAGGGAAAGAAGAAACCCUGCAGAAGCUGAUGUACCUGCUGCUCUGCAUGCUGGCACUCACAGACAUCCCCAUGUCGACCUCCGUCGUGCCAAAGGCACUGUGUAUAUUUUGGUUCAAUUUGAAAGGCAUUACUGUGGGUGGCUGCCUCACCCAGUUGUUCCUCCUGCAUGCGAGUGCUAUGACACAUUCAGCCGUGCUCGUGACAAUGGCCUUUGAUCGCUAUGUUGCCAUAUGUAACCCUCUGCGGUACGCCACCAUCCUCACCAAUUCACGAAUAGCUAAGCUAGGGCUCGUGGGUUUGACAAGAGCUGUUCUCUUAAUUCUGCCGGUUCCCCUUCUCCUGAGCAGGCAGCCAUUCUGUGCCAACUGCUUUAUCCCCCACACAUACUGUGAGCACAUGGCUGUGUCAAAAAUGUCAUGCGGGGACACCACACUCAACAGGACGUAUGGCUUGGUGAUAAUAUUUGUAGUCACUGGUUUAGACCUGACACUCAUUGCCCUCUCCUACGGUCAGAUUACCAGGGCCAUCCUCCAAAUCUCCUCUAAGAAAGCCCACCAGAAAGCCCUUGACACCUGCACAGCCCACAUCUCUGUGAUGCUGACUUCUUGUAUUCCCUUCCUCUUCACGACUAUAACUCACUGGUUCGGUCACGUCAUUGCUCCCCAUCUUCACAUCAUCUUGGCUAACCUCUAUUUCCUCCUUCCCCCCAUGCUCAACCCUAUCAUUUAUGGGGUCAAAACCAAAGAGUUCCGUGACAAAGUGGGCAAAUGCCCCUGCAGAAUAUGA